Messenger RNA from Anguilla rostrata (American eel), 2924 nucleotides. RefSeq lists its product as uncharacterized. The transcript is spliced from 12 exons. Gene Ontology annotation, molecular function: protein binding. Gene Ontology annotation, biological process: cell division. Bases 126 to 1346 code for a protein of 406 amino acids. The record is from RefSeq and is a predicted model, not a curated record. NCBI's taxonomy places the organism in Eukaryota, Metazoa, Chordata, Actinopteri, Anguilliformes, Anguillidae.
AAGAGCGUUACCAUAAUUUCGUACUUUUCGUCCUCGACCAUAUUCCGUAGUCGUAGCCGAAUCACACGCGUGAAAAAUAGGUUUCCAGACCAAGUUAUCUGAGGAGAACCUGGAAAGUAGAUAAAAUGGGAGGUCAAGCGAAGAGUAAAAAGAAAAACAAACCAAGAAGGAAAGAACGACAUCCAGACAGAGACCCUGAGCAGAGAGGCUUAUCUGGUCAAGAGAGGAUGAAGUUCAAGAUGCAGGAAAAAGCCAAGAAGAAAACUGCUGAGAAGUACUCUACUGAACAGUUACUGGAAAAGACUGAAGAAUGCAUUGAUAACUUCAAUUUUGAAAUGGCCCAGAUGUUCUGUCAGCGUGCUCUGGACAUCGAACCAACAAAUCUUAAAAUCCUAGACAUGCUGGGAAACAUUUGUGCAGAGCUUGGAAAUGUGGAAAAGGCCAAGCAAGUGUUCCUGAAAGCUGUGGAGCUGAGUCCAGAGGAGGGACACAGCAAGUACAUGUACCUGGGCCAGAUUCACACUGGCAUGGAGGCUGUGCAGUACUUCAGCAAAGGCAUUGAGGUCAUGCUCAACGCGCUGGAGGAGCGGACGCAGUCGGCCGAAGGGGCGGCAGCUGCUGUCUCGGACCGCGACCCAGAACUGACGGGGAAGGACGUGUCAGUGGCCUUCUGUUCGGUGGCAGAGAUAUUCUUCACUGACCUCUGUAUGGAGGAGGGUGCUGCGGAUAAGUGCAAAGAGGCCAUCGAGAGAGCUUUACAGUAUGACCCAGACAACCCAGAAGCCCUGCAGCUGAUGGCCAGCUAUCUCUUCAGCACGGAGAACGUUCAGGAGGGGCGGGAGUUCCUGAUGCGGAGCGUGGCGCUGUGGCUCCCGAGCCGGACGAGCGAGGCUCAGCCGUGUGGGCGAGAGGAAGACGCGGAGGACGAAGAACACCAGCAGAGUGGCAUUCCACCAUAUGAGUCCAGAAUAACGACAGCCAAGCUGCUGGUGGAGGCGGAAGAAUACGAGACUGCCAGCGAGGUCCUCGAGGGACUUCUGGAGGAAGAUGAUGAGGUUGUGCAGGUUUGGUAUCUGUUGGGAUGGGCCUGCUAUCUUCAGACAGAGAAGCCGGAGGAGCCCGAGACCUUCAAAGAGUCUGCGCGGACGUACCUAACCAAAGCCAAAAAGCUGUACAUGAAGCUGGGGUGUGAUGAUCCCGCCAUGCUGGAACACACAGAGCAGCUGCUGGGAGAGCUGGGCCCUGGAGACAAUGUGGCGGACUCUGGGGAUGAGGAUCUCCCGCUGGAGAACAUCGGCGACGACUUCGUGGAGAGCAGCGAGGACGAGGACGCCAUGGAGCACUAACAAAGAACAAAUCUGUCUCCUGCCUGCUCUCCCGCCUUCUCUUUCUCUCGCUCCGUCCCUCCCUCCCUCCUGCAAUCUCUCUCUCCCACCCACCUCCUACUUUCUCUAUUGUCGUCCCUGUGUCCCUCUUUCUCUCUUUCCCCAGUCCUUUUUUCCCUUUCAGUCUUUCUCUUUCUUUCUUGCCCUCUCUCACAUCCUCUGUCUCUGCCACCCCCCCCCCCCCCCCAAUUCCCUGUCCUUGCUCAGUUCAGUUCAGUUUAAUUGCGCUUUUCUGGUUGAACAUUACCAAAGCACAGGGUUGCCAAAGCAGACACAUACAGUACAAUAGACGUUUUACUGCAAUCAAACUAAUAAUAAAAAAACUGAAAAACUGAAAAAUAAAUUUCUACCAUUACUGUUAUGAAUUUUGACAGGUGUUUAUGCCCCCUCCUUCUAGGCAUCUUACUCUCCAUUACUCUGUCUUUCUCCAACUCUCUGCGAUGUGCCUUUACUUCCAUAUGUAAUGUAAAUACCGCAGCAGAUAUGAUUUUCUUAGUCCAUGUCUUAUCAUAUGUUUUUUGUAUAACAGACCUCUUGAUGAGGGGUGAUUUGUCUGACCAGUCUUCUGAAGAAUCUGAAUUCCCCUUAAACAGAGUAUUGUGGGCUGGUACAUGAGUAGUCAUAUGGGACUAAAAAUUAAUUGAUGAUACAGUACAUUGAUGACUGCACAUGAAGUCUGUUGUCCAUGAAAUGUCUUGACAUGACAGGACAUCUUUAUAGGAUGAUGAAAGGAUCGCAUAAUGUAUUAGGAGAAAUUUUGUUCUCGGGUGAGACAUAAUGCACGGUUAAUCUUCUCAAUAAUCGAAACAUGCUCAUGAAUGAAUUAUAAACUCUUCAUUUGUGCCACAUGAAGGUUCUAUGAACAUGUAUUUUAUAACUAUUUCAGAUGUUGAAUAUGGAGAAGGAAAAACUCCAUGCCAUUUGAGUACUCUUAGUGUUAUAAUUACUGUGCUUCCACCAAACUUAAUAAUGGCUCCAUUUUAAAAAGUAAGAGCACUUUUUUUAAUGAUCUAUUACAGGCACUCAAUCUUUGUAUAUUACUUUGAAUUAGGGGGUCGAUCAAUUAUGACUAGCUUCAGAUCUAGUCUCAGUUUCUGUUGAAAAGAGACAUAUAUUUUACAAAAUACUGACCCGUUUAAAAAAGGACAGAAAAUAAUUAAAGCAGACCAUUAAAGGAAAUUAAACCAGUGACAUUGUUUAAUAAAUUUUCACAUUUGAGGAAGAAUAACUGGGAAUGAUUAUCUUCCAAUUAGAAACCAUAGUUAACAGUAUGAAAGCAGUCAAAUGUAAUUUCUCAUUCUUCGGGCAAUGCAUUAAUGGUUUGUAUAGAUAUCUCCAUUAAUUAAAUCUCAAAGCGAAGAUCUGUAAUGCUAAAAUGGACACUCUACCUUUUCUCUCUGUGAUAUUCUAACACUUAAAAGUCAACAUUAAUCUCCAUAGAAAGUGGUUUACCACUGUUAAAUGGGCUUAUGUUAUAUUAUAUGUGCCGAACUUGCUACAGCAUCCACUGUAUAGGAAAAUAAAAAAGAAUGGAAAACA